CAGCCAGGCGUACGAUCACUUCCCUGAGGCCGUCCUGCAGCGGAGGCCCGGUCAGAGGCGGGAACGCAGGUGUCUUCCAUCAGCAUCAGCUGAGCGGUGUCAGGCCGUCCUUUCCCUUCCCAAGGACGACGUACGGCCUCUGAGGUCUCUCUCGGGAGUGUCACGGUCAGCGCGAGCGCAACGGCUUCCCCAAAAGAUAUAUUUUCCCCGAGCGGGCACCGAGGGAUGCCAGAUGCCCUACGCAUGAGAGGGGACCUUGGCAGCUCGGGCGGCAUCUAAACAACGUGCCAGUAAUUCGUGAGUGCCCAUUGGGAGGCCCGCGAGUGCGAGUGCUUGGAGAGGGAGCCGAGAGGGAAGUGCAUCGUGCGAGGUCGAGUGAGCGCUCAAGUGUCGAGAAAGGAUUCAUUUUUCGAAACCUAUUUGAGGAUCACAUCGAAGCAUCGAAGCUGAAAGCACGCUUCUCUGAAAUGAGCUUUAAACAUAUAAUCCCCUCCCGCUGUGUUUACAACUUGUAGCUGGCGCUUAAUAUGUAAAAGGCAACCCGAAGGACAAUAAUAACAACUACAACAAAGGAGAACAUUGUUGCUUCACCGAUCCCCCUGAGACAAGACUCACCAUGCUCCUCCGCGCGCCCACGUGCGUCCUUCUCCUCCUCCUGGGCGUCGCUUCCCCCACGUCUGUUCUCCUGAGCCCGUCCUCGCCUCGUUUCGACGCCCACGCCCGUAAUCGCUCCUUUUUUUCCGAAGACAACAGCUAUGACGCCCAUUACGACAACGAUGACGGCGGCGACGGGCGGUGGGCGGCGGCCACGACCUCUUCGUCGGAGGCCGCGGGCGGGUUUUUCCUGGACGACUUCGAGGCGGUGACCAGGUCAGAUACUCUGGAGUGCCCAAGCGCCAACGUUAUUACGACCCGCUACAAGUGCCAGGUCAAGGACAAGUGGGUGGACUGCUUCCGGAGGCACUGCUGCCAGGGAUACAACUUCGUGGCCGGAAGAUGCCUGCCCGACUCAAUGGAUCCUUGUUCCCAAAAUUUCUGCGAGCAAAAGUGUUCUGUAUUUUUUGGGCGCGUUAUCUGCACGUGCUUUUCGGGAUACAGAUUCAGCCCGGAGAACCACAAGCGGGGGAUAAAACCUGUUUGUUUGGAUAUCGACGAGUGUGUCGGACAGAAUGGAAACUGUGAACAUAUCUGUAUCAACGAACCGGGCACCUUCCGCUGCGCCUGUCGAGAAGGAUACAGGCUACGUGGAGAUAACAGCACCUGUGAACUAGCGAGCGAGGGCGGGGCCGUACCCUCCCCUGACCAGUGGCGGGGCCCGACUCCUGUUUCCGCCCACAUCCCGUCUUCUGACUCCGCCCUUCAGUGCUCCGCCUCCUGUUCGUCUGUCGGAAGUUUGGAACACAAAAUCAGGAACUUGGAGGAACGAAUCGUGGCGCUGAGCACGGCGGUGAGGCUCUACAGCUUCGCCGCGGGACCCCCGGGGCCAGAGGGUCCCCCCGGCCCCCCUGGCUCCGUCGGGCCUCGAGGUUUUCCAGGGCCCGCCGGGCAGCCCGGAGCGCCCGGCCCGAAGGGGGACACGGGACCCAAGUGGUCCGGCCCGCCGCCCGCGCCAACGCCCGCGUCUCCGAAAGGUGGUUCGACGGCGGCGACUCCAGAAGAAGCCGCAGAUGAGCCCUUCAGCGAGAACGACCUCCCGCUCGACUCGUGGACCGUCGUCAAGCACCGCGGCGGAAAGAAGCAGUUCUGCAGGUGCCGGAGAGGCGCCGUGGGCCCCCCGGGAGCCCAGGGCAAGACGGGACCCCGAGGGCUCCGCGGGCUCCGAGGGCCUGCAGGCAAGAAGGGCGAGCCGGGCUCCUUCGACUUCCUCCUCCUCAUGAUCGCCGACGUCAAGCACGACAUCCAGAAGCUGCAGCAGAAGGUCUUCACGGAGGAGGAAAUGCCUGAGCCUUACGACCUGGCGGGCGCCAUCGCUGCCUCCGGCUCCGUGACCAACCAGCAGUACCACUCUCAGCUGCAAGAGCUUCUGACCGAGGAAGUCGACAACAGGAUCUUCGGCGCCGCCAGACGACUCGAUCCUGUGCUGAAGGUCGUUGAUACCACGGACGACCAAGAGAGCUCAGGCACUUCGACCACCGGUAAUCCCGACACGCUGACGACCCCGGAGGAAGAUGGACAAGAGGAGGAGUAUGAAGAGGAAGAAGGGGAGGCCGAGGAGGAGCAGCCUUACCAUUACAUGAAUUCCAACAUUACUGUCGACUCGCUCUAUGAGGACGACAUCCCUCUGUACGACUACCCGCUUGAGGUGGAGCCAACGUACCUUACGGAUUACGCUGCGUUGUCGAACGAACCUCAAGAGACGAACCACGACACACUCGAAGAAACCGUCUCCGGCGACCCACGGGCAGCGGCGACUAGAGAGCGACAGACACUCGUCGACGACACUCCCGAGCUUCAGCUGUACAGAUCCUUUUCCAGGGAGGCUUCGAACGCCUCAGUCGAACGAGUCUCCGGAGACGCUCGAACUGUUCGGGACGGACGAUCCGACGACUCGGCGAGGAGCCCCGGCGACAGAGAAAGCGUGCAGCCCACGCCCUACGACGCCGAGACUCUGAGGGCGUCGCUGGAUAGCCUGAAGGCGGACUACGGUCUACUUGAGGAGGGCGAGGAGGCACUGCUGACAGAAGAAGGGCACUCCUUUCAAGGGCGAGGCGGUGAGGAAGAGGAGCAGGAGGAGGAGGAGGAGGAGAGCGACCAGUUCGCGAUGCCGCCGUCUCAGGAACUCAUCGACGAUGACCCGACGGAGCCCUCGCCCCCACGCCGCUCCCUCACGAAGGGGGAUCGAAAGCGGAUCCGAGAGAACGAGAAGCUGGUCGACAUCCUGGAUGACAUCCUAAAAGACAUCGAAGCUAACGUAGGGAAGUUCCAAGGGCGCUCUACGAGGUCCGUGACGCAAGGAGGCCCCCGCGAAGAUUCUCUUCCUCGUUCUCAUCUUCCCUUUCGUCCUUCUCCCCCUCCCCUCCAUUAUCUUCCGCUCCCAACGUCUGCGAAAAACAACGCUCUCCCCAGCAAGAGCGACGACAUUAUUGCCAUCGAGGAGGAGCCCACCCUCAACGUCGCCCUUCGGAGCAACCCAGAUGCAGCCUCGAGGUCCGGUGGCGCUCCUGCAGGUCCUUCUGAAGGCAGACCAACCGGCAGCGACUGGAGACCGACGUUGGAUUGAAGAGUGGCAUUCAAAUAGCACCUCUAGUUCUAUAUAAUUAUUAUCAAUAUACCCUAAUAAUCCCCUAUAUAUAAGUAUAUAAUGCGUUCCCACUUCCAGAUCUUUUUUUUCUUUUUUUGAGAAAAGCUCUUACCGUUUGACUGCCAAUAGAAUUAAGGUACUUAGGAUGUAACGCAGUAAAAGUAAUUCUUAAAAGAUUCUGUAAUAACGUAGGCGGAGAUGUCACUGUCCUUUCUUUUGUAUUGCAGAAAUUGUUACCUAUAUAUAAUUCCCGCUUGUAUAAUAUGAUGUGUCAGUACCGUAUUUUAAAAUCACCAGUUUAUUAAUAUCAUGUACAACGAAUACUAUGAUAGCUGCAUUGCUGAAAACUAAUAACGUACUUUCUUUGUGAUUUCGUAAUUUCGACCUGAAUAUAAACAAUAUUUAUGAAAGCUUAACACAACCAGAAAGAGUAGAGGGAAGAUGAUCCUAUAUGACUGCAGUCAACAUGAAUCCUGGAUAUGCAAGAUCAAAAAAACUUACUGGUGUAAUCUGGGACCAUUUUCAUUCAGUUAAACAGUCAGCUUUCACAGAAAAAAAUUGUUUUAAUUUUUACAUGUAUACUUUUAAGCUAAAUACCA
Molecule: messenger RNA, 3840 nt
Organism: Penaeus indicus
Lineage: Eukaryota; Metazoa; Arthropoda; Malacostraca; Decapoda; Penaeidae
Exons: 10
Coding region: 617-3220 (867 amino acids)
Molecular function (GO): calcium ion binding
Source: RefSeq, a predicted model, not a curated record